CCGUGAGUCAAUAAACUUGGUUUGUUUGAGACCGUUAUUUGUCCUUGCAUCGAAUACUACUGUCUAAAAAUUGAAUAAGAAUUAUGAGUUUUGGGAAUUUCUUAAGACGUAUAUCUUUCGACAGUGAAAAGAUUCAUACUGACUCACCAACUCCUGAAGGUAGUGAAUCACCUGGGAUGAAUUCAUUUUUUGCAUCACCAAGUCGAAUUUUCGAAAGUGUGAAUGCUAAAACAGGUCAUCUUGUAUCAGAUCUAAAUCAAAAACUAGAUAUCAGUGGCAAACUUGAUUCAAUCAAACAAGUUUCUGUUGGUAAACUGGAACAUGUUGUUCGUGGAUCCUCAGUGAUUCGUUCGGAUAGUAAAGAUGUAACUCGGAAAGAUGAUACACCAGAAAGUAUUCCCAAAACGUCCUGUUUUGAUCAAGAUGUCACUGAUUCGACCAUAAAUUUUACUUCACAGGCCCCUUUAAAUGACAAAGCUACAAUGGAUUUAGAUAAGCCGCAGACGGGGAAGUCGACAAGUUAUGCCCCGAAUUUGUUAAGUCAUGAAUCUCAAUCUGUAGAAUCCCACCAACUAUCAAGUGGUAGCACAUUGAGACGACAAAGUACGCAAAAUACUCCACGUCCACCCAGACCACCCCCUCCAAGUAGUGCAGCAUUGAGUAGAGCUAUGAGCUUAGAUGAAACAAAUCUCUCUGCACAAAUGAAGUCAUCUUCAUCUCGAGAAAAGGAAAAUCAAUCAUUAGAUGAGCAGUUAGAUGAUCAAAAAACAAAAUAUUCUGGAAAGGAUCGCGGCCAUCCAUUAAAGUCAAUCGACGAAUCACGUAAACUACAGAAGCCUAACGCAUCUGUAAUUGAGGAAGAUGAAAACAGUUCAGCAUCUGAGUAUGGAGAAAACGGUGAUCAACCAAUUUAUAGACAGGAAACAGAUUUAACACUCACAGUAAGCGGUAAAACUAGCUCUACAAUAAAAUCGUUUGGAACUCAAAGUAUAUCAUCAGAAGAUAAAACAGCACUUACUCCUCCAAGUUCAACUCUGCCAAAUACAUCUAGUAAAGAAAAGGUUCAAGAAUUUAUGGAUUUAUAUACAUCAGCUUUGAUAAUAGGCCGAUCAGAUUAUCUAAAGAGUAAGGAAAAUGAAUUACAAGAGUUGUUGAUUACACCAAUUGGGAGGAUUGCAUUUGUUAAUGCACUAGAACAAGAAUCUCGUCGUACACAGGGUUUGGUUGAUUUACAAGCAUUACCAAAACUACUGGAUCAAAUUAGUUUACUACUAGUAGAAUGUCAAAAUGCUGAAGACUUUCAACCAGCUAAGAAACUUCUCACCAUAUCUUUGAAGUUUUAUACUUACGAUCCAUCAGUUUCUACGGACCGAACUUUUAUUUUCGUUUAUAUCAAAAGUCAACCAAUAUGGCAAUCUUUGCGGUUCUGGAAUGCUUGCUUCUUCCAAUCUUUACAGGAGGCACGUUCAAAAGCAGAGGAAUCAUCAUAUGAUUCAACUAAAGUAUCUUCUUCGACAACAUACGAUCAGUUGAAAUCAUAUUUGCAUACGAUGAAUGUGUUCAAUUUGCAUGAAACGAUCAAACAAGAAUUCCUUCGUAAGCAGGCGGAUCUAUUCAAUUUGAAUGACGAUGAAAUAAGUUCAUUACUAUCGGUCAUCUCAUCAGUAGAUUAGACAUUAUUAUCGUUACUGUAAUACAUAUUUCAACUAUAUGUCAGUAAAUGGACUAUGUUAAUUUUUAUUGGAAACUUAAUGAUAAACUGGGUAACAUAAAAAUUCAACAAAUUACAUCUCAUUAAAUAGUAUCUGUUUCGUUUCAAUUUUUUUUUAAAGCAAUGCAUUCUAUAAAGAAUCAGAUAAUUCAUGUCAUUUUGCAACUAUUUCAUUCCACUUUCGUUUACCAAGUUUGAUACCACGCAUAUGACCAACUGAAAAGUCGAUUUUUGAAUUCAAAACGUUGGUAUAAUUAUUAUUAUUAUUACUAUUAUCACUAUUAUUAUUAUUAUUAUCAUUAUUAUUAUCAGUAUGUAUGAACAUGUUGAUGCCAAUCUCCUACAUUUUAUUCUUGUGAGUGUUUAUGUGCACAAACCAGGAAGAAGUAUUUGCACCCUUCUAGUCAAUAGUCGUCCGUCGUUUGUAAUCAGUUCUUUAUUUGAAAACUUCAGUCUCAGGCAUUUCAACCGGUUAUUUUCCGGAUAGUUGUGUGAUGUCACUGCAAAUUCGAUUUACCACAUUAGUGAAUAUCUCUGAAAAAGGUCGUAAUGAAGGAGCAUGGAUAUAAAUGAAUGCAAGCACAUGAUGAAAAAUAUUUUCCAUUGAUUUAUUUUACCUUACCUCGAUAUUAUAAAGCUUGUUGCAUAACAUUAUCUUAAACUAUCAUAAUAGCUAUUUAUUUUAACAAAUAUAUGUUUAAGGUAAUAGUCUCUUAA
Schistosoma turkestanicum is the source of this 2428-nucleotide messenger RNA. The record is from the annotation of a GenBank genome assembly. Lineage: Eukaryota; Metazoa; Platyhelminthes; Trematoda; Strigeidida; Schistosomatidae.